AUGCUGCUGCUGCUCCUGUGCUUGGGCUGGGCGCGGGGGCACUCCCGGGGGGCGGCCGGGCUGCUCCCCAACGCCACCACGCCGAUCUCCAUCAUGGGCUUGAUGCCGCUCAGCCAGUCGGAGGAGGACCAGAAGAGCAAGAUCGGCCGGGGCGUGCUGCCCGCCGUGCAGCUGGCCAUGGAUCAGAUCCGCAACGAGUCCCUGCUCAACCCCUACUCGCUGGACCUCCGGCUCUAUGACACCGAGUGUGACAAUGCAAAAGGACUUAAAGCCUUCUAUGAUGCAAUAAAAUAUGGACCUAAUCAUCUGAUGGUUUUUGGUGGAGUAUGUGCAACAGUCACUUCUAUCAUUGCUGAAUCCCUAAAAGGAUGGAAUUUGGUUCAGCUUUCAUUUGCAGCAACAACCCCAGAGUUAGCUGAUAAGAAAAAAUAUCCUUAUUUCUUCCGGACAGUGCCAUCUGAUAAUGCAGUGAAUCCUGCGAUUUUGAAGUUACUCAAAUAUUAUCAAUGGAAGAGGGUGGGAACUCUAACCCAGGAUGUACAAAGAUUCUCUGAGGUGAGGAACGAUCUGACUGGUGUUCUGUAUGGUGAAGACAUCGAAAUUUCAGAUACUGAGAGUUUCUCCAAUGAUCCCUGCACCAAUGUCAAAAAGCUCAAGGGUAAUGAUGUUCGGAUAAUCCUUGGCCAGUUUGAUGAGCAAAUGGCAGCAAAAGUGUUCUGUUGUGCUUAUGAUGAGGAGAUGUAUGGCAGUAAAUAUCAAUGGAUCAUUCCUGGGUGGUAUGAAAGUUCAUGGUGGGAAUCUUGGAUUAAUUCUUCACAGUGUCUCAGCAAAAACCUUCUUACUGCCAUGGAAGGUUACAUUGGAGUGGAUUUUGAACCUCUCAGUUCAAAAGUGAUAAAGACCAUAUCAGGACGGACGCCACAGCAGUAUGAAAAGGAGUAUAAUGACAAACGGGGAGAUGGACAGUCCAGUAAAUUUCAUGGUUAUGCCUAUGAUGGAAUAUGGGUUAUUGCCAAAACACUGCAGCGGGCAAUGAAAUAUCUCAACACUACAAACAAACACCAAAAAAUUGAGGAUUUUAACUACACAAACCAUAAACUUGGCAAAAUAUUUCUGGAUGCUAUGAAUGAAACCAACUUCUUUGGUGUAACGGGUCAAGUUGUAUUCAGAAAUGGAGAGAGAAUGGGAACCAUCAAAUUUACACAGUUUCAAGAUAGAAAGGAAGUGAAGGUGGGAGAGUAUAAUGCUGUAGCUGAUACACUGGAAAUAAUCAACAACACCAUCAGGUUCCAAGGAUUGGAGCCUCCAAAGGACAAAACAAUUAUACAAGAACAGCUGCGUAAGAUCUCCUUGCCUCUCUAUAGUAUUCUUUCAGCACUCACUAUCCUAGGAAUGAUCAUGGCCAGUGCUUUUUUGUUCUUUAACAUCAAAAACAGAAAUCAGAAGCUAAUAAAGAUGUCCAGUCCCUACAUGAACAACCUUAUUAUCCUUGGGGGGAUGCUUUCCUAUGCAUCUAUUUUUCUUUUUGGCCUUGAUGGAUCCUUUGUCUCUGAAAAGACAUUUGAGACACUUUGCACAGUCCGGACAUGGAUUCUUACAGUGGGCUACACAACUGCAUUUGGAGCAAUGUUUGCAAAAACCUGGAGAGUUCAUGCAAUUUUCAAAAAUGUAAAAAUGAAGAAGAAGAUCAUUAAGGACCAGAAGCUGAUGGUGAUAGUUGGAGGGAUGCUGCUGAUUGAUCUUUGCAUCUUGAUUUGCUGGCAGGUUGUGGACCCCUUGAGAAGGACAGUGGAAAAGUACAACAUGGAGCCGGACCCUGCUGGCAGAGAUAUUUCCAUUCGUCCGAUUUUAGAGCACUGUGAAAACACUCACAUGACCAUUUGGCUUGGCAUUGUCUAUGCCUACAAAGGGCUGCUCAUGUUAUUUGGUUGUUUCUUAGCAUGGGAGACUCGAAAUGUCAGCAUUCCUGCUUUGAAUGACAGCAAAUACAUUGGGAUGAGCGUAUACAAUGUGGGGAUCAUGUGUAUUAUUGGAGCUGCAGUUUCAUUCCUCACUCGGGAUCAACCCAAUGUUCAGUUCUGCAUUGUUGCUUUAGUCAUUAUAUUCUGCAGUACCAUUACACUCUGCCUUGUUUUUGUACCUAAGUUAAUCACACUGAGGACAAAUCCUGAUGCGGCCACUCAGAACAGACGUUUCCAAUUCACUCAAAAUCAAAAGAAGGAAGACUCAAAAACAUCAACAUCAGUCACCAGUGUCAAUCAAGCCAGUACAUCUCGGCUAGAAGGACUGCAGUCAGAAAACCACCGCUUGAGAAUGAAAAUCACAGAGCUGGACAAAGAUUUAGAAGAGGUUACUAUGCAGCUCCAGGACACACCUGAGAAGACAACAUACAUUAAGCAGAACCACUAUCAGGAUCUUAAUGACAUCCUCAGUAUACGGAACUUUACAGACAGCAAAGAUGGUGAGAAAGCUGUUUUGAAAAAUCACCUUGAUCAAAAUCCACAAGCACAGUGGAGCACAACAGAGCCCUCCAGAACAAGCAAAGACCCUAUAGAAGACAUCAACUCUCCAGAACAUAUACAACGCCGAUUGUCUUUACAACUGCCCAUUCUUCACCAUGCCUAUUUGCCAUCCAUAGGAGGAGUUGACGCUAGCUGUGCCAGUCCAUGUGUAAGCCCCAGUGCCAGUCCUCGGCACAGACACGUGCCACCAUCUUUUCGAGUGAUGGUUUCUGGCCUGUAGAAAUGGGAGAUCAGAGCUUCCUGAACUGCUUUUAAGUACUCAAUGACUGGACUGAACAUCAGACGUAGAACUCUGCUAUAAACAUACUAUUUGCUCUUACCACACAGAGGAACUAGUGCUAAGGCCAUCAUCAUGGGAGUACCAGUGUAACUCAUGUGGAAAGGCGAGAGCAAGAGAAACCUGGAGUUUCAUCUGUAGCCUUAUUCAUGGAGCUUUUAUUUCUUCACAAAGAAGUCAUUGAAAAUAUUUCUUCCCAAAUUUCUACUAGCAACGAGGAGGCUGGGAAAUACAAAUCUUGCAAAAAAUGAGACAAUUAAAAAAAAUAAAAACCACUCAACUGUCACUGUUACAUGGCUGCUGAAAACAUGGAACUAUACGCUGUCCAUGAAAGAAAAAUAAAAUGGUAGAGCUAUAACAUUUAUUGAAAUAGAUACACUUCAUUUUACAAAAGUUGUGUUAAAUUGUUGGAAGCAUUCUGCACUGGUUAGUCUUGCUUGUUUUCAUUUCAGAGAGGAUUUUCAGUGGGAAAGGGGGAUUUUGAGAAAUGAUUCCUGAAGUGUGAUUGAGACUCUGUGUUGCUAAUAGCAGGGUCCCCCUGUAACUAAAAACUAUACAUAGGGCAGAAGCAGAGGUUGUAGCAACAGCCCUGAGGCGUUACCAGCUACAGAGUUGCUGUUCCGAGUCAGAGCUCUUUACAGUUCUCCAGGGAUUAGAUGUGGUGAUUGCCAGGUUCCCAUGCUGACCAUCAGGGACUUCAUUUUGACAGUUUCUGCCUCUCUUUCAAAAUAAACACAACCAACCGUAAUAUACAAAGCUGGCAGAAAAAGUCCUAGGGCUGCUAACUCAAGAAGCUGAGGAUGGAUGGGUAGUAAAGUCUUAAUGUCACAGGGUGGAUUGAUUUUCACAGUUUGUUUGAAUUAUGCCACACAUAAUUACAAUCAUAUUAAUUUAGUAGACAGGGGGUGGGUGGGGGAACAGGGCACAGCACCUUGAGGCUGCAGGCAAAUUCUGCAGAGUGCAUACACAAUAAUAUACACUACCUUUGCUUGGUACCUGGGUGUGUGACAGUUGUAACUGGUAAUUGGUGGUAUAAACCAAGUUUGCCCAUAGAAUAUUUUAUUUGAAUAUGAAAAAUAAAGAUGUGGAAAAAGCAUGAAUUUUAAUCUCUCUGUUGAUAGGGACUGAUCAUUUUUCAUAUUUGAGCACAUAUCUUAGCUCCACUCCCCUAAGCAAAGUUGUUCUAAGGUAUUAUAGUUGUAAGAUGUUUUAGCUCAGUGGGGCUCAAACUUUUUUACUGGCGACCCCUUUCACACAGCAAGUCUCUGAGUGCGACCCCCCUAAUAAAUUAA
Messenger RNA from Trachemys scripta elegans, 4091 nucleotides. It is a transcript of the gene GABBR2, whose product is annotated as gamma-aminobutyric acid type B receptor subunit 2. NCBI's taxonomy places the organism in Eukaryota, Metazoa, Chordata, Testudines, Emydidae. The record is from RefSeq and is a predicted model, not a curated record. Gene Ontology annotation, biological process: gamma-aminobutyric acid signaling pathway; G protein-coupled receptor signaling pathway. Gene Ontology annotation, cellular component: membrane; G protein-coupled receptor heterodimeric complex. The transcript has 19 exons. Gene Ontology annotation, molecular function: G protein-coupled GABA receptor activity. The coding region runs from base 1 to 2742 and encodes 913 amino acids.